This is a messenger RNA of Rhododendron vialii, 2736 nucleotides long. Its product is annotated as BEL1-like homeodomain protein 1. Lineage: Eukaryota; Viridiplantae; Streptophyta; Magnoliopsida; Ericales; Ericaceae. Bases 357 to 2345 code for a protein of 662 amino acids. The record is from RefSeq and is a predicted model, not a curated record. Gene Ontology annotation, biological process: regulation of transcription by RNA polymerase II. The transcript is spliced from 5 exons. Gene Ontology annotation, molecular function: DNA-binding transcription factor activity, RNA polymerase II-specific; RNA polymerase II cis-regulatory region sequence-specific DNA binding.
AGAGAGUUGCAGAAACCAAGUCUGGCAAGAGGAGUGGCUUCUUAGAUUUGGCAUGUGAGAUCGCUCUGAUGUAUGCUUCCCGGCCCCUCGUGUGUCUUAGCUAUAUUUGAAUACUACUCUCUCUCUCUCUCUCUCUCUCUCUCCUCUCUCCUCUCUCUCUCUCUUCAAUCUUGUUAUCAUAUUCUAGUUGUGGGUACUGAUCAUUGAAGGGGGUUUUGAUGUAUCAUAUCACUGCAGCUGAUCUGUCUGCAAUCCGCACGGAAAUGGAGGAUUUACUAAGCAUCCAAACUUGUGGUCGGGAUUGAAGUGAAUUUUUUUUUUUUGUUCUCCAGAUUUACUAAUUGGUUCAGAAAUUGAUGGCGACAUACUUUCACGGUAGCACGGAAAUCCAAGCUGAUGGGUUGCAGACGCUUUACCUGAUGAACCCUAAUAACUACUCCAACAAUAAUAAUACAGAGUACUCUGACACGCACCAGCAAUCGGCCAAUAACAUGCUGUUCUUGAACAAUCACAAUCCCGCCGCCGCCGCCGCAGCCAACGCGCUCCACGUCGCCAGUAUAUCACACGCGCCGCCGAACCACAGCCAGCACUUCCUCGGCAUCCCGAUCCCCAACGUGGGGGGGUCUGCGAAUAACUCGCAGGAAAUUCCGGCCCAGCUCGGCGGGAUCCUCCCUCGCUUCCAUUACAAUCUGUGGGGCCCGGCUGAGCAGACUGCAGCAGCACCCGGGAGCCACCCGCACGUCCCGGCCGCCGCAGCGGGUGCGGGCGGGUCCGGCGAGAAUUUCGAUGGGUUUCUUCACCGGCCGAUGGUGCUCUCGCCCGGCAAGCAACAGGGUUUGUCCCUGACGCUUUCCUCUCAGCAGCCGGGGAAUUCUGCGAGCGGCGGCUCAUCGUCGGUUUCGAACGGGAUCGCCGGCGUGCAGAGCGUGAUCUUGGGGUCCAAGUACUUGAAGGCUGCGCAGCAACUUCUCGAUGAAGUUGUGAAGGUGGGGAAGUCAAUCAAGAGUGAUUUUGGUGAUCAAGGGAGUACCAAAGAGAAGUACUCGAAGAUGAGUCAGGCGGUGGCUAGCGGUGGUGGCGAUGAUGGAUCAAGUGGCGGUGAAAGCAGUUCUAGGCAAAUUGGGGCCGAGCUCACGACGGCUCAAAAGCAGGAGCUCCAGAUGAAGAAGGCAAAGCUUGUUAGUAUGCUUGAUGAGGUGGAGCAAAGAUACAGGCAGUACCAUCACCAAAUGCAGAUUGUGGUCUCAUCCUUUGAGCAGGCAGCCGGAAUCGAGUCAGCGAAAUCGUACACAGCCCUCGCUCUGCAGACGAUCUCGAAGCAAUUCCGGUGCCUGAAAGAUGCCAUCACGACACAGAUCAAGGCCACGAGCAAGAGCCUCGGAGUUGGAGAAGAUAAUGACCACAGUCCGGGAGGAGGAAAGGGCACCGAGGCCGGUUCGAGGCUCAAGUUUGUGGAUCACCAGAUUCGUCAACAACGGGCUUUGCAGCAGCUGGGGAUGAUCCAGCACAAUGCUUGGAGGCCCCAGAGAGGGUUGCCUGAAAGAGCUGUUUCUGUUCUUCGUGCUUGGCUCUUCGAGCACUUCCUUCACCCCUAUCCUAAGGAUUCAGACAAACACAUUCUCGCGAAACAAACAGGACUUACUCGGAGCCAGGUGUCGAAUUGGUUCAUAAACGCCCGAGUCCGGCUAUGGAAACCGAUGGUAGAGGAAAUGUACUUGGAGGAAAUCAAGGACCAAGAACAAAACGGAUCGGAUCACACCAAGGAGUCAGGCUCGAAAUCCGGUAACGAUCCACAAGAGAACACUGCAACUUUUCAAAUGGAUCAAAUUGUCAAUAAUAACACUCAUCAAUACAAGCAAGAGGUGGAAGGCAUUGUCCAAGCGAAUCCGAAGAAGCAGAAGAGCUUCGACAAGCAGAGCUCGUCACCGAGUAGUAUCCUCUCAAUGGACAUGGACAUGAAAAUGAAGCCUGGCAGUGAGACGACCAAAGGGAUCAAUCACAAUUACGGGAGCUACUCGUUAAUACCGGACACAAGUAGUCAUGGCAAUGGAUUUGGCGCGUACCCGAUGGGGGAAAUCGGGAGAUUUGAUCCCGAGGGUCUGGUCACGAGAUACCACGGGAACAGCGUUUCCCUCACUCUGGGCCUUCCGCACUGCGAUAACGCGGCGCAGCAAAGCUACCUGCCGAGUCAGAACAUGAGCCACCAGUUGGGAAGCAGAGUCGACAUGGGCGGCGUCGAAACUCAUUACAGCGGCAUCAGUGUCCCGCAACCUUCCCAUCCGAGCGCCGCGUACGAGAACCGCAAGUUUUUUGCUGCUCAGUUGCUACCAGAUUUUGUGGCAUGAUGACUAUAAAUGAAGGGGGAGAAAAACCCACUUUCGUUUGGAGUCUUUCUACAUGGAUAGGGAACAACAUUGGAAUUCCAGAUGGUUAGUGCAUUAGUAUAUUGUUACGGCGCUCCUCCGCCCAGGCUCACGCCCAAGGUUUUGCAGCGACCGCUCGCUUUUAUAGCCUGGCUCCUUUUUUAAUAUUCCCAUAGGGAAGAGAGGAGAUUUGUCCUUAUUGUAGAUAUAGAAGAAGUGUUAGGACAGUUGUAUACAUGAAGGGAUAGCAUAUAUAUGUUUUCUCAUAGCAGCUGAUAGCUUAAGAUUGGGUUUUUAAUAUUUAAGAUCAAGGGUUGUAUAUUUUGCACUGAAAUCUUAUUGGUAUAGAUAUCUUGGUGGUACUUAAGGAUUU